Messenger RNA from Oncorhynchus nerka (sockeye salmon), 4247 nucleotides. Its product is annotated as zinc finger protein OZF-like. Gene Ontology annotation, biological process: regulation of gene expression. The transcript is spliced from 2 exons. NCBI's taxonomy places the organism in Eukaryota, Metazoa, Chordata, Actinopteri, Salmoniformes, Salmonidae. The record is from RefSeq and is a predicted model, not a curated record. Gene Ontology annotation, cellular component: nucleus. Bases 261 to 1814 code for a protein of 517 amino acids.
UGCUGUUGGUGUGACGUAUAAUCUAGUGGACGGAACGCUUCUUUCAACAGCAGCAACAGUUCGUCAGCCACCUCGGUAGCUUGCUAGACAAAUAGCCGAACCAAUAAAGCUCUUUAGACGCUUUAGUGUAUAUUAGCCACUGUGUUUUAAACCCUACUUCUGUGGUCUAGUUAGUUAUCGGAUUGAAUUCUAUAUUAAUGGUGUUGUUGUUAUUAGUCGGGCUGGUUAAGUUAGCAUUAGCCUAGCUAACAUCCCCGACCAUGCAGUCACCAAGCUACUCUCCUUCUAAUGAAGAGAAGGAUAUCACAGUAAAUCAAGAAGUAGGGAUGGUUAUUACUGUGAAAGAAGAGGAGGACGCGUUCAGAGUGAAAGACGAGGAAGAUAUCACAGUAAAACAAGAAGUAGAGAGUGGGGCCGUUACUGUGAAAGAAGAGGAGGGCGCGUUCAGAGUGAAAGAGGAGGAAGAUAUCACAGUAAAACAAGAAGUAGAGAGUGGGGCCGUUACUGUGAAAGAAGAGGAUGGCGCGUUCAGAGUGAAAGAGGAGGAUGAUGUCACAGUAAAAGGAGAGGAAGAUGCAGUUUAUGGCGUGAAAGAGGAGGGGGAGGAGAUUACUUUUACAUCGAAAAAGGAGGAGGAAGAAGAGGAGGAACCUGGAUAUCUGGGCCCGGUUUCCCAAACGCAUCUUAAGGCAUCCAAUGGUUCUAACGAUGAAUUUAACCAUAAGAUGGUUUUGAGAAACCGUUCCCUGAUUAAAACUAGAGAGAGACGUGACUAUCGUGGAUCCUCUGGGGAGCCUCAACAACGUCAUGAUGCUGAGGAGACAGAGAAGAGUCUCUCCAGAUCAGAACACCUCAAUAAACACCCACAGAGACCCACAGGGAAGAGAACUCACUGCUGCUCUGACUGUGGGAAGAGAUUCACAUCAUCAGGCAUUAAAAUUCAUCAGAGAACACACACAGGAGAGAAAUCUUAUAGCUGUGAUCAAUGUGGGAAGAGAUUUGGACAACCUGGAGAUCUGACCGUACACAAGAGAACACACACAAGAGAGAAACGUUAUAGCUGUGAUCAUUGUGGGAAGAGUUUUGUUUAUGCUUGCCAUCUGACUCAACACCAGAGAACACACACAGGAGAGAAACCUUAUAGCUGUGGUCAAUGUGGGAAGAGUUUCAGUCAAUCUGGAUGUCUGACAGUGCACAAGAGAAUACACAUAGGAGAGAAACCUCAUAGCUGUGAUCAGUGUGGGAAGAGAUUUACUCAGUCACGCAGCCUGAUAUACCACCAGAGAAUACACACAGGAGAAAAACCUUAUAGCUGUGAUCAAUGUGGGAAGAGAUUUGCAAAAUCUGUCCACCUGACUCUACACCAGAGAACACACACAGGAGAGAAACCAUAUAGCUGUGAACAAUGUGGGAAGAGAUUUGCUACAUCUGGCCACCUGACAGUACACCAGAGAACACACACAGGAGAGAAACCUUAUUGCUGUGGUCAAUGUGGGAGGAGUUUUAGUCAUUCUGGAUAUCUGACAGUGCACAAGAGAAUACACACAGGAGAGAAACCUUAUAGCUGUGAUCAAUGUGGGAAGACAUUUGCGACAUCUGGCCAUCUGACUUUACACCAGAGAAUACACACAGGAGAGAAAUCUUAUAGCUGUGAUCAAUGUGGGAAGCGUUUUACCAGAUCUGACCAUCUGACUAUACACCAGAGAAUACACACAGGAGAGAAACCGUUUAGCUGUGAUCGAUGUGGGAAGAAGUACUCUGAUAAAAGAUAUCUGAUUAAACAUCAGAAAAUACAUGAAGGAGUUGUUUCAUGAUAUCAAUGAAAUGAUGUCACAAUAUAGAAUGUUUUAACAUUGCUGGAUUAUUUUAAUGAUGUCACAAUGUAGAACCCUAAAUGUUUCUCCCCUGUUCUAUUAAUUUCAACAUUAAAUGGAUAUUAUCCUCAAGGGAAAAAUCUAGGCUCUGAAUUGAAAGUACUAUUUAUGUGAUUUAACUAAAAGUGACCCACGUGAAUCAAAGUGAAACACUUCAAAAUGUAGCUAGCUGUUUUCUACAAAUUGUCCUCUAACCAGGGAUGUACACAUUACUCCCAGAUUCCGUUUGGUUUUUGCUGCGUUAGUUUUAACAGGACGUGCAACCUCAUCUCCCUCCUUUCGCACAAUUGAUUUCAACAUGAUAUUGAUGAGUGAUGACAAAUAAGUGUUGUGUUCCUUUGUUUAGCGACCCCUACAUUUAAAUGCAUCACUCCAACAUGUAGCUGACUGUCUUCUGCAGGUUGUCCUCUAACCAGGGAGGUAAAAUAUAUCUCCCAUUUCCAUGUGUUUUUUUGUGUCAGUUUCAACAGCACAUACAACCUAAUUUCCCACCUAAUCGAUAUCAGUGAUUUAUUGCUAUUUGUUAAAACAACAGUGUUUCUGGUGCUUGUGCAGUUUAUAAGGAGCUUGUUUUAAAAAUACAAGUAAUGUGAUUAUUGUGGCAGAUGUUUGUCUAUAUAGCACAUGUUAUGUUUAGGUUUUCAAUUUAUCCCCAAACUGUUCCUGCAUAUUGGUUAUUGAUUUGGACACGUUAAAACUGUGUUUUGACAUUGGGCUAUCCCACCAAGCAAAAUUAUAUUGAAAAGACGUUGAAAAUAUGACUAUGCAAUCAAAUAUUUCAUAUUUACAUUUCAUGUAACAUUUGGUAGUGAUAUUUAUUCAUGCAACCAACAUGACAAUUUUUUGGUACAAUUAUAUUGACAUUGUUGCCCUGUUUUUAGAAUAUCAGGGUUAAUUCUCACAUGUGCCAAACCAAAUGUUCUAGAGCAUGAUAUUGGGGACUGGGCCCAGAUCCAACAACAUGCCUAUCUAGUGAACCCUGAAAAGAGAGAGAAGCUCCGCAGUGAGGUGGAAAGUUAUUACGGAUAUCGCAGGAGUUUCCUCUUGAAAUCAGUCCGUGGUAAGGAAAACUUGGUUGCUGAUUAUCUCUGGGGUGGGCAGUCAAAAAGAUUUGUGUUUUGCGUCCUCUUGGGCUCGUUCCAAGAGGACGAGAGUUCUAGAAGCUAGUGAGUUGUAGGAUUCUAUAGAAAGAAAAAGGAGAAAAAAAAUAACAUGAUUCUUUAUUAUUAUUUAGGAAUAGGUGUUUUUUCUUGUUUUUAAUUGUUGACAGCCAGUAGACACCAUGUUUAUAUUGGUGAAGGUGAAGCGUUGUAGUUGAUUAUAAUGUGAAAUGGAAGUUGUUUUCUGUUGGUGGUGAGCAAACGUGUCCAACAAAAAUAUAGGAUAUGUUUGUUGUCUUAAGGGGGAAGGUGAUACAGGCUUUGGUUUUUCCAUUUAUGUUUUGAGGUUGGACUUUAGCACGUCUAUCUCGUUAGCAUGUUGGACGCACUGAUUGGUGUCACCUCGUUUGUCAGUAUGUGUUACACCUGUGCUGUACACCUGUGCUGGCUUGUCCAUCUCGUUAGUGAGAAGGUUUUUCACCUGAGCUGGUCCAGGUUCUAUUUAAGAGUGUCUGGCCCAGUGCUCCAGUUUUCUUGAUAGAUGUGACAAAUCAACACCUUCAGUUGCACUAACGUUUUGGUUUGCUUCCUGUUUUGAAGUUUGUUGUGGGUUUUUAUUUUGUUUGCCUCUUCUUGGGCAGAUUUAGUGGGUCUCAUGGUGGGUGUCUUUUAGGUCCCAGUUGUUGUUACUAGUCAACUUUCAGUGGACACUGAGAGCAAAACUUCAACAUUAUGUUAUUGUACUUUUAUUGUAUCAAAUGGUUGUUUUAUGCAACAGAAUAGAGGGUUCUUAGAACUAUUGUGUCUGUGUUCUACUGAGGAUGGGCUUCUGGGAGAAAACACUGACAGGAGAUUUACAAUGUCUUUUGGAUGAUAAAACCUAAAGAGACAGUAUUCCAGAUUGAGUUAAUGUUUCUGUUCUAUAUGUUACCAGGGAGAGAUGACCCCAGGGCCAGACCCUGGUUUCUACACAGAGUACUGUUUUUACAGCAGAUACUUAUAAUUCUCAGCAGACAGUAUCUUUCAUACAAAUCUUAACCUUGUGACCCAUUCUAUACAUCUGUUGUUGGUCAUGUAGGUUGAAAGGGGUGUAUUUUGGCUAUAUAAUACCUUUGUACUUUUGUCUCGGGGCUCUCAACAAGUAGUCUGGGGGUGAUUUGUUGACCAGCCAUCAUUAUCGUAGAGCACUCAAUUGAUUCACUUCAUAUGUGUAUGUUGUAUUGACCUUCUCCCUUAUUAAGUGAAUAAAGAUUUAGUUUAAGAAUAACUCUGA